UUCUAUUUUGGCGCCAAGGCAGCUCCAGCGGAAAUUGGCUCCGUCGAUUUUGCCGCCGGAAAUGUAUUCAACCGCCCGCCAAACUACCCUAGUUGACUAUAAUCAACGUCAUUCGCCGUCGACGACCUCCAAAUCUUCCUUGCAACUAAUUCACUCGCGUAGAAUUGUAUCUAUUUCUCUUUUCGCUAAAAAUCAUCACCUUCCCAAUAGAUGCCGGCGAAUCCGUACCAUAUCCGGCAGACAUUUAUCUUCUCAUUCAUCGGAAUCGUCAAGCGACUAUGAAAAUCCGUUUAGUUGUGAUUCAACUCACAAUGACUUUGUACUGCCGCCAGGUAAGCUGCUGUCCAGAAAUGUAACAUGGAUUGGUGUUGCCACUAUUACUAGCAAAGUUCUGGGGUUAUUGAGGGAAAUUGUUAUAGCUUCAGCUUUUGGCAUUGGUCCUGUAGUAACUGCCUUCAGGUAUGCUUCGGUGCUGCCUGGUUUUGCUGCAUCAGUUCUUGGUGGUGUUAAUGGCCCUAUUCACAUCACAAUGACAACUACCUUAAGGCUACUUCCAGAGGAUCGUCAGAAGAAGCUGUUUAAGCAUGCAAAUACCAUCAUGAUCCUGGUAGGAGGUCUGUUGGCUGCCCUAGUGCUCGUAUAUUCUGAGUCUAUUAUUCAUAUAUAUGCACCAGGUCUGUGGACCUCAGCUGAAAGCCAGACAACAAGUCGAAUAGCUAUCCAACAGUUGAAAUUAAUGACUCCUUGCAUAGUUUUAGCUGGCCCUGUUGGGCUUGGAUUUGGUUAUAUGAGUGCAAAAGGAGAAAAUGUCUUUCCGGCAAUUAGCCCCACCUUGUCUAGCUUGCUCCUGAUUGCCAGUUGCCUCAUUUACUCCUAUAGCGGACAGCUGGAUGCCUUUUGUUCUGGCGGUAUUCUUUUAUCUUGCGGAGCUUCACUUGGAGUAGUCAUUCAAUGGAUUAUACAGGUUCUAUUGCUAAGAGGAACAUGGCAUGAAGUUAUUUCAGAAUCAUGGACUGACGAAUUGAAGAGCGGGGAUAUUUAUGACCUUUUCUCGAUUCUGGUACCAGCAAUCUUCAAUUCAGGCUUGGCACAAAUAGCAUCAUUUACUGACCUCUGUUUCGCAUCUCAUUUUUCUGGUGCAGCUGCAGGUCUUUCAUAUGCUUUUCUUUUGGUCAUGGCACCUUUGGGUUUACUCUCAAGCAUUGUUAUACUGCCUCUUUUGCCCACAUUUUCAGGACUGAUAAAGACAGAGUCAUGGCCAACCCUAGUAGAGAAGAUAAACAGAGGUGUCCUGCUUUGCAUGGUGGUUCUCUUGCCGAUUAUUUCUGUCAUGAGUAGCUUAGCUGAUCCUAUCAUCCGUGUGUUGUUUGAGCGAUAUGCAUUUGAUUCUUCGGCAAGUGCUUUAGUUUCUUCUCUUUACCUUUUCUAUUCUCUUGGGUCACCAUUCUUGAUUGUCAGAGAAUUGGUAGUUGCAGUGUUUUAUGCCUUUGGAGAUGGGCUGAGGCCUUUCCUGGUUAGUAUUGGAGCCAUUGCGCUAAAUGCUAUCUUGGAUUGGUUCUUUGUUCACAGAUUACACAUUGGAGUGCAAGGAUUGGCACUUUCAACAUCACUCACAGCUGCCUUGUCUCUCAUUACUCUGAUCCAUCUUCUUCGAAGGAAGGUUGGAGGGCUUUUCCUCCUUCAUGAAUUGAUAAGUCCUGGUUUGUUUCUAUGCUUCUGUUGUGUCAUCUCAAGCUUUGUUUCGUCCUUCAGUUAUGAAAAUAUCUCCAAAAUUUUCCUCUCCGAGUUUAUCACAAGGUUAUCUAGGAUCCAAGAACUCUACUGCAUAGUAUCAGCUGCUGCUCUUGGAAUUAUUGGCUUCUUUGCUCCUCUUGUGUUAGUAUUAUAUUUUUCUAGAUAUAAGUUGGAGCAUAAUAAUAACUUGAAAUGAAAAGAAAUGUUAAUGCACAGUUCCUUAGUAUUUGGUCCUAAA
Messenger RNA from Solanum verrucosum, 1972 nucleotides. RefSeq lists its product as uncharacterized. Lineage: Eukaryota; Viridiplantae; Streptophyta; Magnoliopsida; Solanales; Solanaceae. Bases 62 to 1930 code for a protein of 622 amino acids. The record is from RefSeq and is a predicted model, not a curated record. The transcript is spliced from 21 exons.